Microthlaspi erraticum is the source of this 477-nucleotide messenger RNA. The record is from the annotation of a GenBank genome assembly. Lineage: Eukaryota; Viridiplantae; Streptophyta; Magnoliopsida; Brassicales; Brassicaceae.
AUGGCAGAAGCGUCUAGUUUGGUGGGGAAGCUUGAGACAGAAGUGGAGAUCAAAGCUUCAGCUGGAAAGUUCCAUCACAUGUUCGUAGCGAGACCACACCAUGUCUCCAAAGCAUCCCCAGGCAACAUUCAGGGAUGUGAGCUGCACGAAGGCGACUGGGGCAAAGUCGGUUCCGUGGUCUUUUGGAAAUACGUUCAUGAUGGGGUGGCGAAGGUGGCGAAGGAGAGGAUCGAGGCGGUGGAGCCGGAGAAGAAUUUGAUCACGUUCAAGGUUCUAGAAGGUGAUCUGAUGAAAGAGUACAAGAGCUUUGUGAUCACAAUCCAGGUGACCCCUAAGCAUGGAGGCUCUGGUAGUGUUGUGCAUUGGCACCUUGAGUACGAGAAAAUUAACGAGGAAGUUGCACACCCUGAAACUCUCCUCCAGUUCUGUGUUGAUAUGUCCAAAGAUAUCGAUGAACAUCUCUUGACCGAAGAAUAG